Molecule: messenger RNA, 1509 nt
Organism: Arabidopsis thaliana (thale cress)
Lineage: Eukaryota; Viridiplantae; Streptophyta; Magnoliopsida; Brassicales; Brassicaceae
Product: Peroxidase superfamily protein
Exons: 4
Coding region: 120-1172 (350 amino acids)
Biological process (GO): cellular oxidant detoxification; hydrogen peroxide catabolic process; response to oxidative stress
Cellular component (GO): extracellular region
Molecular function (GO): lactoperoxidase activity; heme binding; peroxidase activity
Source: RefSeq, marked reviewed
UGUUAAGGCAAAUAUCUAUUUUUUAAAAAUACACCUUGUUUUUGGUGUAUAAAUACAAGCUAAAAUCAUCAUAGCAAUACACUAUCAAUCUACGAUCAUAUAUCUUUCAUUUCAUCAUCAUGGACCACAAAAUGUCAAUGUAUUUGUUUGUGUCUUACCUAGCAAUCUUUACUCUUUUCUUCAAAGGCUUUGUCUCCUCGUUUCCUUCGGGAUAUAACAAUGGUUACAACAAUGGUCACGGACAUGGACUAACUAGCAAUCUCAACUAUCGAUUCUAUGACCGGUCUUGUCCGCGUCUUCAAACGAUUGUUAAGUCCGGAGUUUGGAGAGCUUUUAAAGAUGAUUCUCGAAUCGCUGCAUCUCUUCUUCGACUCCAUUUCCACGAUUGUUUUGUCAAUGGAUGUGAUGGAUCUAUACUUCUGAACGAUUCAGAGGAUUUCAAAGGAGAGAAGAACGCUCAGCCAAACCGAAACUCAGUCCGUGGAUUCGAAGUCAUUGAAGACAUUAAAUCUGAUAUCGAAAGUUCUUGUCCCUUAACAGUUUCAUGCGCUGACAUAGUUGCUCUCGCGGCUAGAGAAGCUGUCGUCCUCACUGGAGGACCGUUUUGGCCCGUGCCUUUGGGACGAAGGGACUCAUUAACGGCGAGUGAGCAAGCGGCGAAUACAAAUCUGCCAUCUCCGUUUGAGGCGUUGGAGAAUAUAACAGCCAAGUUCGUGACCCUUGGACUCGACCUCAAGGACGUUGUUGUCCUCUCAGGAGCACAUACUAUAGGAUUUGCUCAAUGUUUCGUGAUCAAGCAUAGACUCUUCAACUUCAAGGGCUCAGGCCAGCCUGACCCAAACCUAGCCGCUUCCUCAGCACUUCUCUCUAAGCUAAAGGACACGUGUCCUAACGUGGACUCCUCAGACUCUAAGCUCGCUGCUCUUGACGCAGCUAGCUCAGUCAAGUUUGACAAUGCUUACUACGUGAACUUAAUGAACAACAUAGGACUGUUGGAUUCUGAUCAAACCCUAAUGACAGAUCCUACGGCUGCCGCCUUGGUGAAGUCGUACAGCGAGAAUCCGUACUUGUUCUCGAGGGAUUUCGCAGUUUCAAUGGUUAAAAUGGGGAAUAUCGGAGUUAUGACCGGAAGUGAUGGAGUAAUUCGAGGAAAAUGUGGAUUUCCAGGUUAAGUUAUAUAUAGACUCUUCACAAAAUCCAAAUCAGUCUAUUAUAUAUCUAGAGCUAAUCUAGCUUUAAUGAGGAAUCAAAUAAACCAAAGUCUAUGAAUAAAAUAUGUUUUAUAUAUAUGGUGUAAAAGCGUCCUUAUGUAUCAAUAUAUAUAUAUAUGGAUCCCAUAAACAAAAAUACUUGGACUUGUAUGUGUGUUACGUUUGUGUGUAAUGGAAAAUGUAUUUGUCUUUGUAUUUUUAUAUUCCAAAAUUAAGUCGAACUCCCUCACUUGAACGAAUAUAAAUAUUCUUAGUUCUUGAUUGGGGUUUAACUAAUGAUCAUAAUUUUACAUCUUCU